AGCAUAAUGCUAAAUUUAGACCGCGUUCAAUAUCCAAUAGCAGAGUUUCGAUCGGACGCGGUCUGAAUUCGGCAUAAUAUCCAGCCCCUUUCGUCAUAUACAUUUCCACUUUCUGCAUGCGGAAGCGCAGAAUAGAACGAAACAAACAUGGUGCUCGUUCCUGAUAUGAGAGAGAGAAAAAGUGCGACGAAAUACGAAAAGUACACAUAAUAAUCAAAUUUUCAUUCAAUAACAUCGCCUUCUUCUCUGCGCACGCAAAGUGAUCGUGAAUAAGUUUACGUCGGUCGAGUAACUCGACUCAAGUUUAUUUCGUUCCGGACGCACCGCCCGUCGUCUCACGAAUGUAAAUAAUAUUUUGGAAAUCAUCAUUUUCUUCCCGGGACAGUUUGGUGAUAUUUGAUAGCAGCUAUGUGAUGACAUCACUCAAAAAAUGUGAUACGGGAGAAGAUCAAUAUUAGAUCUGGUGUGCGAAAUGGUACGAGAGAAAGAACAUAUUCGCUGGAUCUGAUAUCAAUCAAGUUAUUGACGAGAAUUUCCCGCCCAAGUCGUGUACGACGUCGUGUGUGAUUAAUAAUGCAAGCAUUCUAAAAUUGGAGCGGCACUGACGGUAUAUGUCGACGAGAUCAAAUUAGUGGGACAUGUUUGUCUGUUGUUCGUGUCAUUUAUGCUAAGUGAUAAGUCAUGCCCGGAGAACCAUCGGCCACAACUGGAAACAAAUCCAGUGGCAAGGCAAAGAGGAUCUCUAUACCUCGUGUACAAAGCAGCACCGACACAGAGCUACAGUCUCAACAGAGUGGUUCCACUCCGCUGCAACCCACUGCGUUGCACUAUGUCAGCUUUCGUUCAGAAUUAGAGGACAGCCCUGUCCCACCAGCGGUGCGAUGCCGUUUAUAUGAUCUCUUCCAACAAAUCGAAAAGGAAUUUGAAAUGUUAUACACUGAAAAUCUUGGACUGCAGGAGAAGAUUGAUAUCUUAAAUGAAAGGCUUGAAAGAGAAUGUUAUGGAUCAGGCGAACGCAGUUUGCCUCCUGGAGAUCUUACGGAUUAUCCAGAAGCGAAAAAUCUUUCCAAACAGAAAUCUAUGGGUGCAAGCUCGGCGCAAAAGAUUAAAGCCUCUCACAAAUUGAAAGCGCAGACUAGUAAAAUAGUGUCGAGCUUCAAAAAUCCGACAAUGACCUGUACCAUGCAGAAGGAGUACAUGGGUCAUCGAGACGGUGUGUGGGAGGUGUCGGUGGGCAGAUCGGGUCAGCCUAUCAUAGCGACCGCCUCCGCCGAUCAUACGGCACGCAUAUGGGCGAUAGACAGCAGCCGUUGUUUGCUGCAGUACAUCGGUCACACCGGAUCUGUGAACUCGGUUCGAUUUCAUCCGAACAGGGAACUGGCGCUAACAGCGAGCGGCGAUGGUUCCGCUCACGUGUGGCAGGCGGCUGUCGAUUGGGAGCAGAAAAGGCUACCGUCGCUAGAGGAACUUCCAGUCGGUUCCGAACGGUCUGCUGCUAACAAUCUAAUCAGCAACAACGACGAGCAAGAUGACCCGCCUACUCUGAGAACGCCGAUACGCGAGCUUCUCGGCCAUUCAAGCGUCGUGAUGGCCGCAGACUGGCUCCCUGGUGCCGAACAGCUGGUCACAGCUUCUUGGGACAGGACAGCAAACUUGUACGACACGGAAACUGGGGAGAUCAUACACACGCUGUGCGGACACGAUCAAGAACUGACUCACGUGUCAACGCAUCACACGCAAAGAUUGUGCGUCACGUCCAGCAGAGACAACACAUUCCGGUUGUGGGAUUUCAGAGAGGCGAUACACUCAGUUUCAGUGUUUCAAGGACAUACAGAAACCGUGACAUCGGCGGUUUUCACGAGGGAGGAUAAAGUUGUGUCUGGCUCAGACGACAGAAGCGUGAAAGUAUGGGAGUUACGUAACAUACGUAGUCCAUUAGCGACAAUACGUGGAGAUAGUGCUGCUAAUAGGCUGUCAGUUUCUAGCACCGGGGUGGUGGCAAUACCGCAUGACAAUAGACAAAUACGUUUAUUUGAUUUGACUGGCCAACGUCUAGCAAGAUUGCCUAGAACUAGUAGACAGGGCCAUCGUAGAAUGGUGUGUUCAGUCGCUUGGUUGGAAGAUAACAGUGUGUGUAAUUUAUUUUCUUGCGGCUUCGAUAGAUUAGUAUUAGGUUGGAGCGUUCUUCCCGUUAAAGAUGCUUGAAUAUCAAAAGUUUUGUGAUUUUAUCAAAUAUUUCGUGUCACGUUAGUGUGAUAUUGGGAAUAGCUAGAUGCAAUUUAUAGAGAUGGAAGUGCAUAUGUAACCGUACAGCAAAAAUCCAGCAAUUAAUCCAAUCAAAGAUCCUCCCUUUCCACUUUUGCAGACGACUGCAAGAGAAAAAAAAAACAGAAUAUAUGUAUCAUUAUACUGUAUGUAAAUUAUAGAUGGAAGGUGGAUUUUAAAGUUGCAAUAAAGCUAUGGCGAUGUCUUAAAUGCGUAAA
This is a messenger RNA of Linepithema humile (Argentine ant), 2483 nucleotides long. It is a transcript of the gene Wdr37, whose product is annotated as WD repeat domain 37. The record is from RefSeq and is a predicted model, not a curated record. Gene Ontology annotation, molecular function: protein binding. NCBI's taxonomy places the organism in Eukaryota, Metazoa, Arthropoda, Insecta, Hymenoptera, Formicidae.